Molecule: messenger RNA, 1056 nt
Organism: Peronospora matthiolae
Lineage: Eukaryota; Oomycota; Peronosporomycetes; Peronosporales; Peronosporaceae
Source: the annotation of a GenBank genome assembly
AUGCUCUCGCGUCUGCGCCGCCUCGCCUUGUGCCGGCCCCCAACCCUCACGUCCAGGAGCUUCUCGCUUCCUUCCAAUGUUCCGAAAGUGACUGAUGCUGAAGUGCGCGUGCGUUACGCUCCAAGUCCCACUGGCUUUCUGCACCUCGGCGGUUUACGCACGGCGCUGUUUAACUAUUUAUUUGCCAAGAGCUGCGGCGGGCAGUUCAUCCUGCGCAUUGAAGACACGGAUAAAACGCGGCAGGUCGAAGGAUCAAUGGAAGCGCUCGUGGACAGUCUCAAGUGGUGUGGCGUCAUGGAGGAUGAGGGCCCUAUCGUUGGAGGUCCGUACGGUCCGUACAUCCAGUCACAGAGACUGCCGAUCUACAAGGAGGCAGCUGAGAGGCUGAUUGAGAGUGGACAUGCCUACCGUUGCUUUUGCACUAGUGAACGCCUAAAGAAGCUGCGAGAGUCGCAGAUUUGUCAUGGUGAAGCGACGAUGUACGACCGAGCGUGUCUUGGUCUGAAUGAGAAGGAGGUGGCGGAACGAGUAUCACACGGCGAGCCGCACACUAUUCGACUGCGGAUUCCACCGGGCAAGACAACCGUUAAAGACUUGUUGCGUGGAUACAUUCAGUUCGUACAUGCUGGCAUCGAUGAUCAGGUCUUGAUGAAGAGCGAUGGCUAUCCAACGUAUCACCUAGCCAAUGUUGUGGAUGAUCACGCCAUGCGCAUCACCCACGUUAUUCGUGGCGAGGAAUGGCUUCCGUCGACACCAAAGCAUGUCAUUUUGUACAAGGCAUUGGGCUACGAGGCUCCUGCUUGGGCACAUUUAGGCCUUCUACUGAAUGGGGACCGCUCUAAGCUGUCCAAGCGUCAGGGGGAUGUAGCUGUCGAAGCCUUCCGAGACAAGGGUUUCCUACCAAGUGGUCUCGUGAACUUUGUUGCUCUAUUAGGCUGGAAUCCUGCUGAUGGAAACAAUCAGGAAAUAUUCCAAAUGAAAGAGCUGGAAAAACAUUUCUCGAUCAAGCACGUGAAUAAAGCAGGCUCGGUUGUGAAUGUGGAUCGUCUUCGUUGA